GGGCAACGCCUGCUCUGCUGAAUGAUAACCCCCCCCCCCUUCACCCCUGCAGCAAACUUCAGGGCUUUCAGGCUGACACAUUAACAUCCUGCAGGGUUUCCGAGGACAUGGCAGCAAAGAAAGCCGUUUUGUUCAACUUCUGGGGGGUCGUCGUUCCGUCGAGGCCCGGCGGAGUUUUCCACAAGCUGGAGGAGCAGCAUGGACUGCCGCGAGGUUUUCUCUCCCAGGUGGCGUCCCAAACUAAAGGCGCCUUGAUGCAGGCGGAAAAAGGCAAAAUGACUCUUAAUCAGAUGGUCCCUGCUUUCAAAGCUGAGUGUGCAAAAGAAGCUAAGGCCCGGGGAGUGACGCUGCCGUCUGAUUGGUGCGUCAACUGCCUGCUGGAGGAGGACAGAAAGGCAAUGAGGGACGUUCAAGAAAUUGUGUUAAAGACUUCUGCAAGUCUGCGUUGCAAAGGGGUACUGACCGCAGUCCUGGCCAAUCACUGGCUAGACGACAGCGCCUCCGCAGACGACCUGGCUCAACUUCUCUGCCUCCUUGGCCACAAUUUUAACCUCGUCCUCUUGUCCUGCCAUUCGGGGCACAGGGUCCCAGAACUCGGCAUGUUCAACUCUGCUUUGGACCAGCUGGGAAUCUCAUCAAAGCAGGCUUUGUGGCUCGACGUGGAGAAGGAGGGGGUGAAGGCAGCGGAGAGAGCAGGGAUGAAGUCCAUCCUGGUGGAGAACCUGGAGGCCGCUCUGCACAAACUGUCCGACUUUACUGGAGUUCAGACUGCUGGAGCAGAAAGUCCUCCAGUAAUCUGCCACCCGGACCAGGUGUCCCAUGGAUACAUCCCCGUCAGGCCUGGGGUUCGGACCCACUACGUGGAGAUGGGCUCCGGUCCGCCGGUCCUGCUGUGUCACGGUUUUCCUGAGAGCUGGUACUCCUGGAGGUACCAGAUUCCAGCUUUGGCUGCAGCAGGGUUCAGGGUCCUGGCUCUGGACAUGAAGGGAUACGGACAGUCCACAGCACCUCCUGACAUAGAGGAAUAUUCUCAGGAGCAGCUUUGCAAGGAUCUUAUCACGUUCAUGGACAAAAUGUUCAUACCACAGGUGACCCUGGUUGGUCACGACUGGGGUGGUGCGCUGGUUUGGACUAUGGCCCGGUAUUUUCCAGAGAGAGUCAGGGCGGUAGCGUCUUUGAACACUCCCCUGUUCCCAGCGGACCCUUCAGCUCCCGCCUCAGAGAAACUAAAGGCUCUUCCGAUAUUUGACUAUCAGAUUUACUUCCAGAAACCAGGAGCAGCCGAGGCCGAGCUGGAGAAGGACUUGGAGAGAUCGUUCAAGAUUUUCUUUUCCAGCAGCAGCGAAGCGGCGAGUCGUCCGGCUCUGAAGACGUCCGGAGUCUGUGCUCGAGGCGGGCUCUUUGUGGGUCUCCCGGAGCAGAUUCCUCGCAGCUCCAUGCUGACGGAGGCAGACCUGCGGUACUACGUCAGCCAGUUCAAGGAGAGCGGCUUCAGGGGUCCAUUGAACUGGUACCGCAACAACCAGGCCAACUGGAAGUGGAUGUGUUCGCAGCCCACCGGGAAGGUUCUGAUGCCGGCGCUGAUGGUGACGGCGGGCAAAGACCCCGUCCUGCUGCCGGAGCUCUCACACGGGAUGGAGGACUUGAUCCCCAACCUGAGCCGCGGACACAUCGAGGACUGCGGACACUGGACUCAGAUGGACAAGCCGGCAGAGACCAACAACAUCCUGAUAUCGUGGCUUAGAGAGACACACGGGGCGGCCAGGGGGGUCCCAGCGGCCCCCAGGCUGUGACGGGGGGAGGACAUGAAGGAGGAGGGAGGGAGGGAGGAUGUAACGUGAAGAGGAGAUAAAACGUUACAAUUUUAGCAUUUAAGAAGGAAAUGCUGGGAGGGAAAGAUGCCUGAAGGAAACCAGGAACGGCUGGGAAAAAAUAAAAUGAAAAAAGAGGGGAAAAAAAGGUUUAGCCAAUAAAAAC
Molecule: messenger RNA, 1977 nt
Organism: Fundulus heteroclitus (mummichog)
Lineage: Eukaryota; Metazoa; Chordata; Actinopteri; Cyprinodontiformes; Fundulidae
Gene: ephx2
Product: epoxide hydrolase 2, cytoplasmic
Exons: 18
Coding region: 108-1793 (561 amino acids)
Biological process (GO): cholesterol homeostasis; phospholipid dephosphorylation
Cellular component (GO): peroxisome
Molecular function (GO): lipid phosphatase activity; magnesium ion binding
Source: RefSeq, a predicted model, not a curated record